UGAAGACAAACUGACUUUCGUUUCCUUCGCGAAACUUUUAUUUAUACCUGCCCCUUACGUCGGAAAGGGGAACUAACAGCUUCACGGCUUCAGAAUCAGAGAGUGAUACGGGGACAGAGGUGCAGGUCUCUACUUGUUUUCUGUCUCUCAGGUGGACAGACUCUUCAGUCCGGUGCCCGCGAGGACGCCCCCCGAGCAGCAAACAUGAUGGAGGCAAGUGAUGGAGAAGAGCAAGUCAGAGAUGCUGAUCGUCUCAUAGCACCUCCUAAUGGCAGCACGAAUGAACUGCAGAAUGUGGGGCAAGAACACAACAUUCAGGGCCAGAUGGAGGAGUUCCUGGGUCCGCAGUCAGAGUACAAUGAGGAGGAGGAGGAGAGGAAAUAUUACAGGAGGAAGAGGCUGGGAGUCAUCAAGAAUGUUCUUGCAGCCAGUGUUGGAGCCAUGAUUGUGUACAGUGUGUAUAUGGGCCUUCUGCAAAUGCAGCUGAUCCUCCAUUAUGAUAUGACCUACCGUGAGGUGAAGUACAGCAACCUUGGCCUGGAGGACAUCGACCACAAGAUGCUUAUGGGCAUUAACGUCACGCCCAUUAUAGGCCUGCUGUACACACCUGUUCUCAUUAGAUUCCUAGGUACUAAGUGGAUGAUGUUCCUGGCUUCAGGAAUCUACGCACUUUUCGUCUCCACCAAUUACUGGGAGCGUUACUACACCUUGGUUCCAUCAGCCGUAGCUAUUGGUGUGGCCAUCGUGCCUCUCUGGGCCUCUUUGGGAAAUUACAUCACUAGGAUGGCGCAGCAGUACUACGAGUACGUCAACUACAAGGAAGAGCACGUGCAGGAGCAGAAGAAGCUUCCUAAAGGAGCGUGCCACAGCUACAUCAUCGUCUUCCAGGCAGUCUUCCACAUCAUCUUCCACCUGAGUUUUGUCUUUGCGGAGUUUCCAAUGCGUCUUGUCCUCAACAACUACCUGCAUGACGACAAACACAUUCUCUGCAAAGUGAAAACCUGCGGUGCAGCGGUCAGUGGAAUGAUCCCCGGCUUCAACAGCACCGUGCUCAUCAACCUGCCACGCUCCAUGCUGCUCAUCCAGGUGGAGAGCGUCCUCAUGGGCUUCGCCUUCCUGGCCAUGAUCAUAUUCCUUGUGCUUUGUGGUGCCGCGUACCGGCCAACAGAAGAGAUCGACCUGCGGAGCAUCGGCUGGGGAAACAUCUUCCAGCUGCCUUUCAAACACCUGAGGGACUACCGCCUGAGACUGCUCUGCCCCUUCUUUAUCUACAGCGGCUUUGAAGUGCUGUUUGCCAUCACCGGCUUCUCUCUGUCCUAUGGCGUCUGCAUUUUGGGCCUGAAGAAACUGUGGCUCCUGAUAGUCGUCUAUGGCCUCUCGUGCUCCGUCUUUUCCUCCCUCUCCCUCUGCAUCCUGCGCCUCCCACGCUGGGCGUGUCUGAUGAGCGGCUCUUUAGUGCAUUUUGUGUUGCUGGUGGCUCUCAUGGCGUUCUCUCUGGAACGGCAGGGGGAUCAUAUGUAUACAGAGUACCUGGGCCCUUUGCUAUUGAUCACCGUGCUGUGGGGUCUCGGCACUGCCCUGAACAAGACGGGCAUCAGCACUCUGCUUGGUAUGCUGUAUGCUGAGGAGAAAGAACGUCUGGACUUUGUGUACACCAUCUAUCACUGGUGGCAGGCCAUCGCCAUCUUCAUAGUCUACCUCUGGUCCAAGCUGCCUAUGAGGGCCAAACUCUCCAUCCUUUUAGCCACCUUACUGCUGGCUUGCUACUGCUAUUGGGUGAUGGAGCGUCGGCUAGCCAAGGAUUUGCGACCCAGACUCCCUCGCAUCCCUCGGCCACGGCACAAGGUCAAAGGCUACCGCUACCUGGAAGAGGACAACUCAGAUGAGUCAGACUCAGAGAGAAGCGAUGAGGAGGAGAAGGAGGAGAACGAGCAUGUGGUAGAAGAGGUAGUCCCAGAGGAAAGGGAGGAAGGGGCCCAGGGAGGUGACUCACCCAGAGCCAGGAGGAGAGGGGCCGGGGUCUCUUCCACAAAUGGGAUGCCCAUGUGAGGGAGGGUGAGAGGAAAGAAGAAGGGAGAUGGUGGAGAGAUGACAGAGGAACAGAGUAAGGGAUGCAGUGGAUGCUGUUGAGUUCAUAAUUCCAUUCAUAUUUUUUUUAGAUAUUUAUACUUAAUUUAAGUCUUAUACAUACUACACUAAACAAAAAGUGUUUUUUUUAUCAUAAGCUUUAAUUAAAAAGCUUGAAUUACAUGUUCAGCUAUAAUCAAAACAGUCAUCCAAAUGAAAAGAGAGAGGAACUGGAAGAAAAAUAUUGCUGUUUAAUAACAGGCACAAUCUCAAAGGGUAGCACACGCUGGAUAAAACAAGACUACAACUCAGAAUACAACCAGAAUACUUUUGUUUUCCUUUUGCUGCGGUUUGUAGCUCAGAUUUACCAAAUGUACCCAUAAUUAUACUGUAGAGGGGACUGUAGUUGCUUUUGCUCUUCAUCAUUCAUCAAACUGUUUUCAUUUAAAAAGAGCCCAUAUCUACAAAGAAAAAACUGCAAGAGACAGAAAAAGAAAUGAGGAAUUGAUUUUCUAAGUUUAAUCACAGGGUGAAGUGUGUUUUGAUGGAGUCAUUUUUAAGGAUCCUGCUGGAUGUGAACAGCCUUAGCUACACUUGUUCUUCAGCCUUUGUUUACCUUCCACCCAUUAACUAAUGCAAAUUUAUAGAAUUUGUAUGUUUAUAGAAUUUGUUAUAGAAAACAAGCUAACAAACACCAUGAAGCCUUGCUGCUGCAGUUGUAGUUUUCUUUCAUGGGAGCUGUACUUUUUAGUAGGAACACAAAGUAACUGUUGUUUAACUUUGGUAAAUCAUGAUGGUUUCGGUUUCUUACAACUGCUGGAGUUGAUGUUGAUUUGUUGUAGAGUAUAGAAAGUAAACUCCAGGAACAAACUUCAUUUUCUCAUAAAAGCAGAUGAAAGAAAUACUGCAUGAGAGACUGUACUGGGUCACAGAGGCCGGUGGAACAGAGCCUAGCCCAGACCCAGCACCAGGACUUUGGCUCUCUAUGAUGUUUAUUAUAUUCACCAUUUUUCAGCAGGCUAAUUAGUGCUAAAGAGGAAGUAACAUCUGAGGCUGAUUGGGAUGUUAUUAGUUUUGCAGUUAUUUAGGGACCAUAAAUAUCUGCACAUCAUUUCUUGGGAAUCUAUAAAUCAUCAGUAGAUGCUGAGACGGCUGAAACACAGGAGGAACUCACUAUUCAGCUCACGAGUUGGUACAACAAACAACAUGGCCGGAUAAUUUCUGGAAACUACACAUCAGGGUGCAGUUUCAAAUCCUAGCGUGUUGUAAAAUUUGUGUUCACUUCAGGCUUAAAAAACAUUAUAAAGUGUUACAUUCAAUACAAUACAAUACAAUACAAUACUGUAUUGAAUGCUAUGGCUGAAUUCCAUUCAGCUUCUUCAGUCUCGGAGUCCUGAUAUUGUUCCUGCUGGCCCACUGUCACACUGUCAUGACUUAAUGGGCUGCCUGAAUGAAACUGAGCCCACAGUCAAUGUCAAUUGUGACAAGUUGGGUUGUUUAGGGACUUGACUUAGUGUUUAGGAAGGAAUUUUGAGUUUUCAUCACAAAACAUAAAGUAUAUGUUUUGUGAUGUUUCCUCGCAUCGCUUUUGUUUUACUGAUGAUAUAUAGUUUAUGAAAUUACGUAAUGUCAUGUCAUGUCAUCAUCUGCCGCUUAUCUGGGUCCAGGCCCAGGCCGCAGGGGCGAUUGCCACCCAGUCCACAAUGCACCGAAG
Messenger RNA from Toxotes jaculatrix (banded archerfish), 3781 nucleotides. RefSeq names its product unc-93 homolog B1, TLR signaling regulator (gene unc93b1). The record is from RefSeq and is a predicted model, not a curated record. Gene Ontology annotation, molecular function: Toll-like receptor binding. NCBI's taxonomy places the organism in Eukaryota, Metazoa, Chordata, Actinopteri, Toxotidae. Gene Ontology annotation, biological process: toll-like receptor signaling pathway; toll-like receptor 3 signaling pathway; toll-like receptor 9 signaling pathway. The coding region runs from base 205 to 2049 and encodes 614 amino acids. The transcript has 13 exons. Gene Ontology annotation, cellular component: endosome; lysosome.